Rhizophagus irregularis DAOM 181602=DAOM 197198 is the source of this 513-nucleotide messenger RNA. NCBI's taxonomy places the organism in Eukaryota, Fungi, Glomeromycota, Glomeromycetes, Glomerales, Glomeraceae. The record is from RefSeq and is a predicted model, not a curated record.
AUGACAGAGGGAAUAGGGGGAUCUCACCGUCAGAAUUUAGCUGGUAUGACAAUUCGUACAAUAAGGUAUCAUAGAAGUAUUUCUGAAGAUACUAUUAAUAAUCCCGACCUUUGUUAUGAGAAUAUUUCUGAUAUCAAGCAAAGAAAUGCAAUUGCAAAAUAUGUUAGAAUUUAUGUUCUUCAGGUACCUCUUCCAAAGUUUCCACCUGUAAUUGUGGCAUUAAUUCUAACUGGAAAUGACAGUGCUAAAAAAAUUUUAGCACUUUAUCAGAAACUUAUUGAUAUCGUAGCAGAUUUUGAAUUACCUAUAAUUUCUAUCAGAUCAGAUGUUAGACUUAUAGUUCAUAUUCAAGAUCCUAAACAUGGGAAAAAAAUAGCAAGAAAUGCAGCCAUGUCUGGUGCUCGUUUACUUACAUUUGACCGACAGGAUAAUAAUGCUGCGUAUAGAGUAUUUUGCUCAAAAAAUUUGGCACAAGUAUUAGAUGGAGAAAAAGAAUUAUCAUCUGAAUUUUGA